This is a messenger RNA of Coffea arabica (coffee), 3708 nucleotides long. Lineage: Eukaryota; Viridiplantae; Streptophyta; Magnoliopsida; Gentianales; Rubiaceae. The record is from RefSeq and is a predicted model, not a curated record.
AUGGAGAAAUUUCACCACCUUUCCCCACUUGGACUUGUGUUCCUAUGUUUUCUUUCAGCUUCCUUAGCCAUGUUCCCGACCAAUAUUACCACUGAUCAGUCAUCUCUUCUUGCCUUGAGAGCUCACAUUUCGGUUGACCCUCUACAAAUCUUGGCCAAAAACUGGUCUGUUGGCUCUUCGGUCUGCGAUUGGAUUGGAGUCUCUUGUGGCUCUCGUCAUCGUAGAGUGACUGCCUUGGACAUUUCAAACAUGGGCCUUAUAGGCAUCAUCCCUCCACAACUGGGAAAUCUCUCAUUUCUUGUUUCUCUUGACAUAAGUGCAAACAACUUUCAUGGAGAACUACCACAUGAGUUUGUUGGAUUGCGACGAUUAAAACUGCUUUAUUUGAGUGGCAACAAUCUCCAAGGAGAGUUACCCCACUGGAUUGGUUCAUUUUCUCAACUUCGUCGCCUGUCUCUUAGAAAUAAUAGUUUCACUGGUCUUAUCCCAUCUUCCAUCUCUAACUUGUCAAAGCUAGAGGAGAUAAAUCUUUCGCACAACCUUCUGCAAGGAAACAUUCCUAUAGGGAUUCUCAAUAUUUCCUCGCUGCAAGUGAUUAACCUUAGAAAUAAUGGCCUGUCCGGAGUUCUUCCAAGUGACAUGUGUUACCAUCUUCCUGGACUGAGUUUACUUAACCUAUCAUUUAACAAGUUAUCUGGUCAUUUACCAUCAAGUACUUUAGCUCAAUGUUCGGAACUUCGGGUGCUGUCUUUGUCUGUCAACGAAUUUGGAGGUUCCAUACCAAAAGAAAUUGGAGCACUGAAGAAGCUUGAGGAGCUAUACUUGGGUUACAACUAUUUAGAAGAGCUAAAGAUUGUUUCUGGUGGAUUGGUUCAUUUCCUCAACUUCGUCUCGUCUCUCAGUAACAAUAGUUUCACAUCUUCCAUCUCUAACAUGUCAAAGCUAGAGGAGGUAAGUCUUUCGUACAACUAUCUGGCAGGAAACAUUCCUAUAGGGAUUUUCAACAUUUCCUCGCUGCAAAUCAUUGACCUUACAAAUAAUGGCCUGUCCGGAGUUCUUCCAAGUGACAUGUGUUUCCAUCUUCCUGGACUGAGUUUUCUUGGCCUAUCAUUAAACAAGUUAAAUGGUCAAUUACCAUCAAGUAAUUUAGCUCAAUGUUCAGAACUUCGAGUGCUGUCUUUGUCUUACAACGAAUUUGGAGGUUCCAUACCAAAAGAAAUUGGAGCACUGAAGAAGCUUGAGGAGCUGUACUUGGGUCACAACCAUUUAGAAGGUCAAAUUCCAAAAGAGAUUGGUAAUUCAACUAUGAUUAAAUGGCAACAUUUUGGAUACAACAACUUAACAGGUGUCAUACCACGAGAGAUUGGUAACUGGUAUUUUCUCCAACAACUCAACUUACAAUUCAAUAGCUUAACUGGUUCCAUACCAAUGGAGAUCUUCAACCUCUCAAAGUUGAGCGCGAUGUCACUUUUACAAAAUCAACUAUCAGGCAAUCUUCCAUCAAUAUUCGGUUAUAGGCUUCCCAAUUUAGAAUACCUUGAUCUCGGCAUUAAUCACCUUUCUGGAGCAUUACCUAGUUCAAUCUCAAAUUCUUCUAAUCUCCGUCGCAUAGAAUUUGGUGAUAACAAGUUCACAGGUCCAAUUCCCACUUCCGUGGGAGACCUGAGGUUCCUUGAACUGCUGGAGCUAAGCGGCAACCUUUUAGUGAGCGACUCCUCAUCUCCAGAGUUGAGCUUCAUCACUUCACUGACAAAAUGCAAAUAUUUGUCAAUAUUGGUCUUGGGUAGCAAUCCAUUGAAUGGGAUCAUUCCAGAAUCGGUCAGUAAUCUUUCAACUUCCCUUGAACAACUAAAUGCAACGAAUUGUAAAAUAAAGGGCAGCAUUCCUGAUGGAAUUGGAAACUUGACAAGUUUGAUCCUAUUAGAUCUAUCAAACAAUGACUUAACUGGGUCGUUGCCAGCUACAAUAAAAGAUUUGCGAGAGCUUCAAGGAAUGGAUCUUAGUAUGAACAAACUAAUUAGCAGAGUUCCCCUGCAUUUUCUUUGUGCUCUCCACAACUUGGAUACAAUGAACCUUGGACAAAAUCAAUUUAUGGCCUCAAUUCCAAAGUGCUUUGGAAAUCUUACUUCCCUAAGGCAUCUUGACCUAAGUUACAACAAACUACAUUCUGCUCCACCAGAGGAAAUAUGGACCCUAAAAGAUCUCUUGAUGCUUGACCUCUCCUCAAAUCUGCUGAGUGGAUCUUUGCCGUAUGUUGUUACGAAUAUGAAGAUGGCAAAUUGGGUAGAUUUGUCAACCAAUCAGUUCUCAGGUGGCAUCCCUGACUCAAUUGGAGAUAUGCAGAACCUACAAAAUCUUUCUUUAGCACACAACAGAUUGCAAGGAUCAAUCCCAGAAUCGAUUGGUAAGGUGUUUAGCUUGGAAUCAGUGGAUCUAUCACAUAACCUUCUCUCUGGAUCAAUUCCAAUGUCGAUGGAGAACCUUCGGUAUCUUAAAUAUAUAAAUCUCUCUUUUAACAAUUUGAGUGGUGAAAUUCCAUCCAAAGGGCCAUUUAAAAACUGUACUGCCGAAUCCUUCGCUUCAAAUCAAGCCCUCUGUGGAGCUCGAAGGUUGCUUGUGCCUCCAUGCCCAACUAUUUCAGCUCACAGAUCAAGAACAAAAAGAGUGCAUCGAACCAUUUUUAUUUCACUUGGGGUAAUAAUAGCAGUGGGAGCCUUGUCCUUUGGAUUUGUUUACUUGAGAUAUCGAAAGAAAGAUGAAUUUUCCAGCGGAGCAGAUUUAUCCUUAGUUGCAAUGCUAGAAAGAAUUUCAUAUUUUGAACUACUACAAGCAACUAAUGGGUACAAUGAAAGCAAUUUGUUGGGGGCUGGAAGCUUUGGAUCUGUUUAUAGAGGUACUCUUGAUAAUGGAAGGGCUGUGGCUGUUAAAGUGUUCAAUUUACAAGUCGAUGGAGCGUUCAAGAGUUUUGAUGUAGAAUGUGAGGUGUUGCGCAAUCUUCGCCAUCGAAACCUCACAAGAGUCAUCAGUAGUUGCUCUAAUCCUGACUUUAAGGCAUUAGUGCUUGAGUUCAUGCCUAAUGAGAGUCUCGAGAAGUGGUUGUAUUCACACAACUAUUUUCUGGAUCUGAUGCAGAGAUUGGACAUAUUGAUUGAUGUGGCCUGUGCAUUGCAAUAUCUCCACUGUGAGUAUGCAACUCCAGUAAUUCAUUGUGAUCUGAAGCCAAGUAAUGUGCUGCUGGAUCAAGACAUGGUUGCCCAUCUAAGUGAUUUUGGCCUUACAAAGUUGUUGGGCGAGAAAAACAGCAUCACAUACACCGAAACACUAGCCACACUUGGCUAUCUCGCACCAGAGUAUGGUUUGGAAGGAUUGGUAUCAGCAAAAUGCGACAUCUACAGUUUUGGAAUUAUGAUGAUGGAAGUCUUCACAAGAACAAAUCCCAACAGUGAAAUGUUUGGUGAAAAAUUGAGCCUGAAGAACUGGGUUGCUAAUUCAAUACCUGAUGGAUUAGCUAAUGUCAUCGAUGCUAAUUUGCUAAAGGAAAGUGAUGAAUACUUUGUUGAAAAGCUAAGCUGCAUAGCCUCAAUCAUGAAAGUGGCUCUGGGCUGCACGAUGGAGUCUCCAAGAGAGAGAAGCAACAUACAAGAUGUUCUUGUUGCGCUGAAAAAGAUCAAGCGUCAGUACAUGAGUCCUCUCUGUUCAGGGACAUAA